This is a messenger RNA of Helobdella robusta, 1175 nucleotides long. RefSeq lists its product as hypothetical. The record is from RefSeq and is a predicted model, not a curated record. The transcript has 8 exons. Lineage: Eukaryota; Metazoa; Annelida; Clitellata; Rhynchobdellida; Glossiphoniidae. Gene Ontology annotation, molecular function: catalytic activity; molybdenum ion binding; pyridoxal phosphate binding. Bases 1 to 1113 code for a protein of 370 amino acids.
AUGUUUUCAGGCCUAACGGCGAUCCUCAUUUCGAAAAUUGUAUUCCUCUCUUACAUCAGUAGGAAAAGGAAAAUGAUCUGGGAAAAAGUUGGUCAUUUGGAGAAAAUGUUCUUGUACCCUCUGAAAUCAACGAAAGGGAUAUGUCUGGAUAGUGCCGACAUCCUCUAUAGUGGACUGGCUAUCCGAAAUGAAAAUGGUCAUACCGUUAAAGACAGGUCCUGGAUAGUUGUGGACCAAAAAAACAAAAUGGUGACUGCGAGGAAUAGGACGAAGAUGGUCAACAUCUCGUCACUGAUCCGUGGGGACAGUUUAGUGUUAUCGGCUCCGGAGAUGACCGAUUUGAUCCUUCCACUAGUUGGCAGUGUUGUUGCUAGUGAAGAAAUCAUAAUUACUGUAUGGGACGACAGGGUGGGCGGUUACGAUUGCGGAAUGGAGGCUUCCGAUUGGAUAACCAACUAUUUCAAUUUACCCAACACCAACCAAUCAGAUGAAGGUGAACGUUACAGGAUAUUAAGUUUCACGGAUGGUUGGACAGCUAGGAGGAAACUGAAAAGAGAUGAUGAUCACUGGAGAGAGGACGCUAGAGAUGUUGAUGAGGUGCAAUACCAAGACGGAUACCCGUUUUUGUUGACAACAUCUGCAUCUUUUGAUGACGUCAAAAGUAAAUGUUACCAGAAAAGCUUGAAAGAUAAUAAUAAUUAUGAAAUUUCUGAAAAUUUGGAUGGUGAGUCUCUUUCGAUAAAAAUGGAGUGUUUCAGGCCAAAUUUUCACAUUCAAUCGAAUAUGGAUGCGUUUGAUGAGGAUGGUUGGAUGGAAAUAAAAAUAGGAGAUUGUACAUUUUACAACAUGAAACCGUGUGAUAGAUGUACGAUGACAACCAUCGAGCCUUCGACGGGCGAAAGAUUGCCUGGUUAUGAGCCAUUAAAGACAUUAAGACAGUAUCGACUGAUGUACCCUGAGUUUAAGAACUCCCCAUGCUUCGGCAUCAAUUUGGUUGCCACAAAACUAGGUCAGGUCAACGUCGGUGACCCAGUUUUUAUGAGGAGGUCAUCAGAUUUUCGAAGAAAACGCUCUAAACUUAUUAAUUUAUUCUUAGUAAAUUUAGGCAAAUAAUUUUCAUACGGUUAUUUGUUGCUGUUGUUGUUUCAUGUAGUUGAAUAUAAUCAUAUCUUAAU